AUGCCUUACAUUACAAACGGCAACGACGCGGCCCUUCUGCAGCUUCAGUACCUUGCAGAAUCCAUUGGGCUCAACCGCAGCUAUCUCAAGGUCGACUCGGAUAACCUGAACAUCGAACACGACAUCCCGGUCGAGGCCGUCAAGCGCCCCGAUAUCGAGUGGCACCCAAGCUACGAGACGUACCAGGCCCGAGGGUUCCCAGACCAGAUCUCUUCCCCUCGGGUUUGGACCGGUUCGGACUUUGCCGACCCCGUGAAGUUCCUGGUGCAUUUGUCCGCCGAAGAUGUCGAGGAGAUCAAGGCUGCCCUGGCAUUCUUCAAAGGUCUGGAUGGCGAUAACCUGCCCGACGACGUGUCUACGAAGACUUUCCCACUUCCAACGCUCGGCGCCCGGCUCAGGGAGGUUGCCGUCAACAUCCAUCUCGGCACCGGGUUCAACGUCAUUCGUGGCCUGAACCCGGCUGACUUCUCGCCGCUGGACAAUGUCCUCAUCUAUCUCGGCAUCACCAGCUACAUUGCCGAAAUUCGCGGUUGCCAAGACUACGAUGGGAGAAUGAUUGUGCACAUCAAGGAUAUCGAGAGAGAAUUGCCCGAAUCCACGGGCCGGCCGUCACCGUACACCAAUCGGGCACAACCGUUUCAUACUGACAUGUGCGACAUUCUCUCCAUGUAUGUCCUCGACACGGCGGUCCAAGGCGGAGAGAGCUUGCUAGCCUCGUCGGGCAUGAUCUACAACGAGAUCGCAGCCACGCGGCCCGACAUCAUUCAUCUUCUCGCCGACGACAAGUGGAUUCAUGAUGAGCCGCUGCUCUUCAACUUCGAGAAGCACGGCCCGGGCUUCUGCUACUCUCGCCGGCCCCUGACCGGCGCCCCCUUCUCGCCCCACCACCCGCAGGUGCCCGCCAUGACCGAGGAGCAGGCGGAGGCGAUCGACGCGGUGCACUUCACCGCCGUCAAGCACCAGCUCACCAUCAAGCUGGAGCCGGGCGACAUCGAGAUUUUCAACAACUUGGCACUCAUGCAUGCCCGGAAUGCCUUCGUUGACAGCGACCAGCCCGAGGCUCGGGAUGUUAUCGUCGGCGACUCGCACGAAACGAGGCGGAGGUCGCUGAACGGGAAGCGCCACAUGCUCCGCCUGUGGCUCCGGUCCGCCGACGACAAGCUCGUCUGGAAGACGCCUAAGGCUCUCGAGGCGAACUCGUUCGAGAUCUACGGGGACAGCGAGGCGAGGAAGCUUGCCAAGUGGGAUGUCCACCGCGCGCCGCCCAUCAACCGGGUUUUGACGAAGCAUUUCAAGUGCUCUUGA
Thermothielavioides terrestris NRRL 8126 is the source of this 1305-nucleotide messenger RNA. RefSeq lists its product as uncharacterized. Bases 1 to 1305 code for a protein of 434 amino acids. The transcript has 6 exons. The record is from RefSeq and is a predicted model, not a curated record. Gene Ontology annotation, molecular function: oxidoreductase activity. NCBI's taxonomy places the organism in Eukaryota, Fungi, Ascomycota, Sordariomycetes, Sordariales, Chaetomiaceae.